Loxodonta africana (African savanna elephant) is the source of this 4660-nucleotide messenger RNA. RefSeq names its product OTU deubiquitinase, ubiquitin aldehyde binding 2 (gene OTUB2). Gene Ontology annotation, biological process: protein K11-linked deubiquitination; protein K63-linked deubiquitination; protein K48-linked deubiquitination. Lineage: Eukaryota; Metazoa; Chordata; Mammalia; Proboscidea; Elephantidae. The transcript is spliced from 6 exons. Gene Ontology annotation, cellular component: nucleus. Gene Ontology annotation, molecular function: ubiquitin binding; cysteine-type deubiquitinase activity. The record is from RefSeq and is a predicted model, not a curated record. The coding region runs from base 426 to 1130 and encodes 234 amino acids.
GACCUCACUUCGCAGUUUUUGUCAAAAGUCCUUCAGCCUUUACAACCGAAGACCUGUCUUUCUAGGUUGGGCGAACUCCUUUGCUAGUUAAAAGCUUUCUGUGUGUUUAAAAGGGGGAGGGAUCCUGUCAAAUGAGCCAUAAAGCAUAGGCUGAAGAAACGUGAAGUCCCACCCACUUUCUGUGACGUCCUGAGCCCCGGUUUCUGAUUGCCCGCUUCAGACGUCAAUCGCGGGGCGUGUGUCUUGCUGGGACACAGUGGAGGUCUACCCUCUGGUUUGCGGGGCGGUCGGGUGUAUUCUCCGCACACCCCCCCUCGCGCUCCAGGCCCUGUCGCCCAACCCAACCGUGGAGCUGGCUAGUGCCUCCGCCGCGCCCUCCCGCACCGGAUCGCUCCUCGCUGGGGCGGGACCUGGCUCCUGUCACUAUGAGUGAAACAUCUUUCAACCUAAUAUCAGAAAAAUGUGACAUUCUGUCCAUUCUUCGGGAUCACCCUGAAAACAGGAUUUACCAGCGGAAAAUCCAGGAACUCAGCAAAAGGUUCACCUCGAUCCGUAAGACCAAAGGGGAUGGGAACUGCUUCUACAGGGCCUUGGGCUAUUCCUACCUGGAGUCCCUGCUGGGGAGAAGCAGGGAGAUCCUCAGGUUCAAGGAGCGUGUACUGCAGACCCCAAAUGACCUUCUGGCAGCCGGCUUUGAGGAGCACAAGUUCCGCAACUUCUUCAAUGCUUUUUACAGUGUGGUGGAGCUGGUGGAGAAGGACGGCUCGGUGUCCAGCCUGCUGAAAGUGUUCAAUGACCAGAGCACCUCGGACCACAUCGUGCAGUUCCUGCGCCUGCUCACCUCCGCCUUCAUCAAGAACCGGGCAGACUUCUUCCGGCACUUCAUCGACGAGGAGAUGGACAUCAAAGACUUCUGUGCUCACGAAGUAGAGCCCAUGGCCAUGGAGUGUGACCACAUCCAGAUCACGGCCCUGUCACAGGCACUGAACAUCGCCCUGCAGGUGGAAUACGUGGACGAGAUGGACACCGCACUGAACCACCACGUGUUCCCCGAGGCGGCCAGCCCUUCCGUUUACCUGCUCUAUAAAACAUCCCACUACAACAUCCUUUAUGCAGCCGAUAAACGUUGAUUGAUUUGGGGCCAAGCAGUAGAGCCUGUCACCUAACGGGACUGCAUUCUGAAUGGAACAUUACGGCUUUUCAGUUUUUUAAGCGAUUUAACCUGUAGCUAGAAAACGUUCAGCCUGUGGGCAAAGCCACUGGGAAUAAGGCCUACCCGUUAUGGACUGUGGUAACUUGGUGAUACUAUUUAUUUUGAUGAAGGAUCAAAUGCUUUCAAACUCUGGGAUGGGAAGCCAAGGGCCCUGGCUCUGCUCCUGGUUCCCCGUGAGACUUUGGGUAGGUCACCUCUGUGGGCCCGUUUCUUCGUCUGGAGAUGGUUCCUGCCCAGUACUGACUUUCAAUUGUUGUAGGGAAAUGUGGUUUCUCUUCGCCAGGUGCAGGGCCUCUCCAGAGGGGAGGAAGGCGAAAGGUCACAUCUGACUCAGGUGACUUAGCAGUUCCACGGUAAGGAAUCGAGUCCAGUCAGUUGGACUGGACUUCGGUGGAUGUGACUGAAGUGUUGGCCUGUUGAGGCUAACUUGAGUAUGGAGGAUUCAGUGUGGAACCAGACAUCCAUGAUGGGAGUAAGUUUUCUUAUCCCCAGCUUAAGAAAAAAGACAGGCUUUUGGGCCAAAGUCCAGAAGAGGCCCGUGGCCUUCAGCAUGAAGCUCAUGUUGUUGGGAGCCCAGGCAGAAGGGGCCCCCUCCACCUCUCACAGGGCCAGGACUGCGUGGCUUUUGGAGGACAGGCCCUUCGGAGUUCGUCAGCCCCACCUGACACAGGCUUGACAGAGUGGGGUCUGGUCCAAAAUCUUAACAUUUAUCUCUGGAACUGGGAAGCUGCAGUUGUCCCAUCAUCCCCAACAAGUCCUAGGAGUAGUUCUAGAUACUCAGCCAGCGGAGACAUGAGCACAUGCAGCCAUGGCUCCAGGUGAGCAGAGCAGACAUUUUUCAAGGCUGUCUUUGGCUUCUGUACCCCUUUCCCCUUCUGCUCUAUCAAUGGGCUGCUGAGAGCUCAGGUGGGGAAGAAUAGGGACCAGCUGAGGAAAGUGACAGCUGGGCAAGAGACUUCUCACUUGUUGAAACUGCCUGGGAGCCCAGAGCCCCAGCCAGCAGCCUCCUUCCUCAUCCAUCUGAAUGUGUCCCCUUAAUAACCUCCCCUUGCUGCCUCAGGACCCCAAGAGCCCCAUCUCUGGGCUGGUGGGCGAGAGGCCAGCGGGGAACCAGACAGCGGCUGGGCUGAGGUGCCGCUCCUUCUGUGGAGAAGAUGGAGAACACAGGGCUAUGCCCUUUGGGCACUUCCUUAAUCUCAGGCCUUCUGCCAGCGUUCACUGCAGGGGAUUUCUUAGAAUCUGUUGGUGCUGCCAUGAGUUGGCUAACAACCAGACUGCACAGGAAGGCUGUCAGCAGACGACUCAGUUUUUUUUACACACGUCAGGUUUCUAUCACUGUUCUGCCUUUGGGAAAAGUCAACAGCCCUCUGAGACAGAUGUCAGCGGGCUUCACUCCAGGCAGGACCCAGGUUCCCAUACUGCCCUCAGCUGGGAUUUGGACAAGCUCAAGCUGAGUAAUGUCACUUUCCCACGGGAAUGUCAACCUGAUCCAUCUGCCCAUGGUCCCACCUGCUCUGCGUAGCGGGAUCUAUUGCAGGUGCACUGGAAGAAUGGGGGACACGCUUUGUGAUGGGUGAAUAGCAUCUUCUCUGCCAGACAAGUCUCCAGGGAAUCCCUAUUUGCAAACUGAAGGGUGUGACCACACAGGUUCCCAACUGAGCCGCCCUCAGCUGCUCUGAGGGGUGGUAAGACGGGGCCCUGGGCCUCCCCGACAGGGCUCCCAAGUGCAGCAAACCACCCAGCACUAGCUGCCAUGGCUCUGCAUCUAUGGCAUGUGCAGUGUUCUCACAGGCAGACCUCUCUUUGGCACACCAGCAGGAUAACCAUCUCUGAUGAGAACCAUGCUGCCCUUCCAGGCCAGAGAGCUGCCAUGCCUAUGUGGGACGCCCUUCCCAGGACAGCACCUCAGUUCAGGAGCAGGAUGCCUGGGUCUGGCAGAGGCCAGCCAAGCUAUCACGGCCCCACACUCUGCUUCUCCCGUUGUUCACAAAGCCAAGUCCCAACCACUGCCCUCAUCCCUCACACCUGCCCUCAGAGCUCAUCCCAGGGCACUAGCUCUGCAGAGAAGAAGGAGUGGCAGAAUUUACUGUCACUUCCAAAGACGUCGUGAACUGUUACCUCGCUUGCCACGGUGGCCAGUCAUGUUGACCACACACUUCCUGACCAAUUCUCUACCUGUACCCAUUGAAACCAGCUCCCUCCAGACAAAAGCUGGCACGGAAGUUGUAUGACAGCUGGUCUUUACAUUUGCACAUUCACUCUUUCCUUCCAGAGGAAACUUUAUAAGCCAGUGGGAAUAUUUAGCAACAGAAAAGGGUAAACUGCCCUUGCUUUUGACUGAGGUUCCUGUUAGCACAAACUGCAAUAAAAGGGCCCUGAGCCAGACUGCCUGGGUUCAAACCUCAGCUUUGCCACUUGCUUUGUGACCUAGGACAAGUCACUUCCCCUCUCUGAGCCCCAAUUUCCACGUUUGAGCAACGGAGAUAAUACCUUUAUCCCAGGACUGUUGGUUACAAUGGGGUGAGAUUAUGUGGGUGAGGACUACUGUAAUCCCUGACACAUAGUAAGUGCUCUACAGAUGGGAUGUUUCCCACCUAGCCACCCAACAGGACACAAAAGGGCGCUGCGAGAUGGGGAGGUGCACCACCAAAGCAGUGACUGUGUGGCUUCCCAAGCAGUGGGAAGUGUCAAGGAAACCUGAAAUGGGGUGGGGAGAAGGCUGUACCUCAGUGAGUGGCUGCCAGCAGCCCCGGGUCCUGAGGGAUGUGGGUUGCACUCGUAAGGGCAGUUGGUGAAAACAUUUUCCCAGCAUUAAAAUGGUUUCCACAACAGCUUGUGUCCUGGCUUGUCAUGUGGUCCAUGACAUGCACUGGAAAUCCAUGCCCCCCUGGGGCUUGUGAGGGCAAGUGGUUCAGCAAUGACAGUGGAUGCUCUCGCAAGGCCCGGGCUCCUUGUUCAGUGGCAGAUCCAGGGCUCCAAGAACAGGCCGAGGGAGCCACAGGCCUCACACAGCCUCACCUCACCAGGUGGGAGGGCAGAGCUGCCUGGGAGCCUGGCCCUAGCUUUUAAGACCUACCCUUUAAUACCCCUCCCCGCAAAAAGGAAAGAUAUGCUGUUAGAGGCAAAGGGAGGCUAUCAGUGGACAACAGCGGAUCUCUCUCCCGCCCGUAACAUGGCCCCAAGCCCCCCAAGGCUAAGGAACUGCUUAUUAACCCUGCUGACCUCUGUAUACCAUUUGUAAAAUGGAGAAUCCCCCUGCCAACACCUGGCAGUUGUAAGUCAGGAAGGAGGCUGGGGCUGACCACGGCGGCAGAGGCCAGUUUUCUUCUCUCCCAUCUUCUGUCUCCCCCUCCUCCCAAGGUCACCAGGGACACUGGGCAGGCAUUCCUUGGCAACACUGCUGUCUUUAAAGCAAUUUUCUAAACUUGCCCUGGGCCCAAAAGGAAG